Coregonus sp. 'balchen' is the source of this 3737-nucleotide messenger RNA. NCBI's taxonomy places the organism in Eukaryota, Metazoa, Chordata, Actinopteri, Salmoniformes, Salmonidae. The record is from the annotation of a GenBank genome assembly.
AUGGACCUGAUCGACAUCCUGUGGAGGCAGGACAUAGACCUGGGCGCGGGGCGCGAGGUGUUUGACUACUACCACCGUCAGAAGGAGCACGAGCUGCAGCGGCAGAGGGUGCAGGCGGAGGAGAAGAGGCUGCAGCAGCAGAGGGUGCAGCAGGAGGCCCUGCUUGCUCAGCUGCAGCUGGACGAGGAGACAGGGGAGUUUGUGCCCCGCCUUGCACCCAGCGGACAGCCACUGCAGACGGCUACCUCCGCUGCACCCUCUCAAGUCACACAGGUACCGUACACACACACAGCUGUCAGUCAUGUCAGGGGCUGGCCACUCCCCUCCCUGCUCUGUAGCUAGGUAACUACCUCAUCCAAUGUAACUAGGGAAACACAGGUGGCUCUGUAGCUAGGUAACUACCUCAUCCAAUGUAACUAGGGAAACACAGGUGGCUCUGUAGCUAGGUAACUACCUCAUCCAAUGUAACUAGGGAAACACAGGUGGCUCUGUAGCUAGGUAACUACCUCAUCCAAUGUAACUAGGGAAACACAGGUGGCUCUGUAGCUAGGUAACUACCUCAUCCAAUGUAACUAGGGAAACACAGGUGGCUCUGUAGCUAGGUAACUACCUCAUCCAAUGUAACUAGGGAAACACAGGUGGCUCUGUAGCUAGGUAACUACCUCAUCCAAUGUAACUAGGGAAACACAGGUGGCUCUGUAGCUAGGUAACUACCUCAUCCAAUGUAACUAGGGAAACAAGGUGGCUCUGUAGCUAGGUAACUACCUCAUCCAAUGUAACUAGGGAAACACAGGUGGCUCUGUAGCUAGGUAACUACCUCAUCCAAUGUAACUAGGGAAACACAGGUGGCUCUGUAGCUAGGUACUCUCAUCCCAAUGUAACUAGGGAAACACAGGUGGCUCUGUAGUUUUGCAUUAGUGGUUUUGGCUGUUUAGAAACAGCUCUGUGAAGAACUUUGUCUAAGGUAGCGCUCUGCUCUCUGUGAAGAGCUUUGUCUAAGGUAGCGCUCUGCUCUCUGUGAAGAACUUUGUCUAAGGUAGCGCUCUGCUCUCUGUGAAGAACUUUGUCUAAGGUAGCGCUCUGCUCUCUGUGAAGAGCUUUGUCUAAGGUAGCGCUCUGCUCUCUGCUCAAAUUCUUACCUAUUCUUUAGCAAAUCAGGCAUUACAAACACAAUGUUGAAAUGGAUGCAGUGUUAGAAUAGAGGGCAUUUAGAUGAAAACCUGAAGUGCUUUGAAUCUUUGCUUUCAGGAUGUCAGCUUCACAGUAGAUGGGGAUGCCAUGUCAUUUGAUGAAUGUAUGCAGCUGCUGGCAGAGACAUUUCCUUUGGUAGAGGCAACUGAGGUAAACAUACAGACAUUCACUAUUACCUUAAAAAUAUGCUUCCAGCGAUUUUUAAUUAAGGGCUGAGGGGGUGUGGUAUACGGCCAAUAUACCACGGCUAAGGGCUGUUCUUACGCACGAUUGGCCAUAUACCACAAACCCCUCGAGGUGCCUUAUUGCUAUUAUAAACUGGUUAGCAACGUAAUUAGAACAGUAAAAAGUAAUUUUUGUUAUACCCGUGGUAUACGGUCUGAUAUACCAUGGCUGUCAGCCAAUCAGCAUUCAGGGCUCAAACCACCCAGUUUAUAAUGAACAAUAUAUAAUGUUGUAUGUAACUGUCUUUUACAGUGUUUCCCCUCCCCUUGCUUGUGUUGUAGACUACCUCUUCCUGUCUGGACGCCCCCGUAGCUCCAGCCCCCAACAGCAGCCACAUCAUGAUGAAAUCUGAUCCGCCAGCUUUGACCCAGCCCCCCCUACUCCCAGCCCCACUGCCCCCACAGAGGACCUCCCCAGAUUUGGAGCUGGCCUGGAUGGAGCUUUUGUCCCUCCCCGAGCUGCAGGUACAAUACGCAUCUUCUACCGCCUCAAUGGCACGGUGCUCUAUGGUGUAACCAACACCCAAAGAAUGUAUGGAUGGCAGCAGCCAGGUAUGCAUGAGAGGACAUACUCACCUUUGUUUGAAUGGGACGCAGUGGAAGAAGAGACAGCUCGGCUAAUUCCACUGUGAUCAGGUUUCACAUAGCACUGUUGCACUCAGAGCAAUGGGAGGGAAGCCUCAAAAAGGUACGAAGCUGCUUGUGUCCUUGGUAGAACAUAAAUAGCUUCUAAUGCUUAGCAGUGGGUGAAGGUAGGACCAUGGAAACAAGCCAGAAAAUACUUUACUUACAGUACAAAUACAAUGCGGAAUUUCAUACAAAAAUGUUUGUCUAAUUUAGGAAUCCCACUUUAUUUUCAAUAUUGAACCUGUGCAAAGUUUCGGCUACUAUUGGGAAUAAAAUAGAAAGGUUUGAAACCAAGGUUUAAUAAAUGCUUAAUAAAACACUGAACAACAGCUAGUCCAUAUGAUGGUUCUAUACUGCAUAUUACAUUAACGUUACAUCUUGAUGUCUGAUAAACUGCAUUGGGUUACUGGAUUUGUUUUGAUGCUUCUGAAUCUUGUUUUCCAGCAAUGCCUGAAUAUGGAAAUGGAAAACACACAGGAGCAGACCGGAGGAUAUCUGCCCACUAACACCACCCCCGAGGUGCAGGAUCCAAACUACAGCUUCUACCCACUGCCCAACCUGGAAGAGGUGGCGUCAAACACAGCAGAUGUCUGCCCACCUGAAUUCAUCAACACCUUUGAGGAGAGCUUUCCCAACAUGGCUCCACUGGACCAUCUCAGUCAGAUGACCCUGAAGGCUCCGGACCUCAGUACUCACUUCAAUGCAGACACUUUCUGUGACAUAUUUUACCCAGAUGUUGUCAACACAAAAGUGACCAGUGUCACCCUGCCUUGUGGCCAAGGAAAUGGAGGUAACUCAUUGGCAGAAAUACCAAACAAGCCUACUUUUACACCAAUGGAAUUACAGGACCUUUCUCCUGGAGAUACAUUUGACAGAGACAUCAAACCUGAGAUAAUGACAGAAUGUCCAGAUUCUGAUUCAGGUGUGUCUGUGGAAGCAAGCUCAUAUUCUAGCUCCCCUGAGAAAUCCGUGUGUGGGGACGGCUCCUUUGGUGGCUACAGCGAUUCAGACAUGGAGGAGAUGGACAGUAACCCUGGGAGUGCACAGUCUGACUACUCCGAGAUGUUCUCACUGUCUUUCCAACCAGAUGGCCUGCAGCCACCUCUUUCCGUGUUACCUCAGCAGCAGGACAAAAAGCCCAAACACGGCAAGACUGAGCCAGAUGACGAGACUGGCCACAGCAAACCCCCCUUCACCAAAGACAAGAAGAGGAGGCGCUCCGAGAAGCGUCUCUCUAGAGAUGAGCAGCGAGCCAAGGCCCUCCGGAUCCCCUUCACCGUGGACAUGAUCAUCAACCUGCCUGUGGAUGACUUCAACGAGAUGAUGUCCAAGCACCAGCUCAACGAGGCCCAGCUGGCCCUGGUCAGAGACAUCCGCCGGCGGGGCAAGAACAAGGUCGCUGCCCAGAACUGCCGCAAGCGCAAGAUGGAGAACAUUGUGGAGCUGGAGUAUGACAUGGACUCGCUGAAGGAGGAGAAGGAGCGACUGCAGACAGAGAAGACCAAGAACGACAGCAGCCUGCAGAAUAUGAAGCAGCAGCUUAACACCCUGUACCUGGAGGUGUUCCGUCUGCUGAGGGAUGAGGAGGGAAAGCCCUACUCCCCGUCGGAGUACUCCCUCCAGCAGACCACCGAUGGCACAGUCUUCCUCGUUCCCCGCAUUAAAAAGACAUUUAUCAAGAAAAAGGACAACUAG